GUCGUUUCCUUGUCGGUGUGUAAUACUCAUUGUCAGUCUCAAGUCUAUAAAGAAUAAAAUGCAACAAGAUCGCAAAAAGAUUGUUGUAACAGCAGUAUCGCUUAUAGUGCAAGAAUUAGAGUUUUCAUCGUCUGAAAGCGAUGAUGAAGAAUUACAAUUAAUUGGAAGAAACCCAAGAAGAACUGUAACAAGAAUAGAAAAUUAUGUAGAAGAGUUAAUACCAAAAUUGACAAAAAAAGAAUUUAAAGCCCAUUUCAGGAUGUUACCUGAAACUUGCAAUUACAUUCUGUCUCGUAUUGAGCACAGACUACACAGAAUAACAAAUGGAACCCCUAUGAUUUCUCCGCGAACGCAAUUCUUGUUGGCCUUAUGGAGGAUGGCUACCCCAGAUUCCUUUCG
This is a messenger RNA of Temnothorax curvispinosus, 399 nucleotides long. RefSeq lists its product as uncharacterized. The annotation marks the transcript as partial. The transcript is spliced from 2 exons. The record is from RefSeq and is a predicted model, not a curated record. NCBI's taxonomy places the organism in Eukaryota, Metazoa, Arthropoda, Insecta, Hymenoptera, Formicidae.